GUGAAUUCUAGCGUAAAGCAGACAAUGACAAAAGAGCAAAGGGGUGUUGCGAGAAUCGAACUCACGACCUCUCGCACCCGAAGCGAGAAUCAUACCACUAGACCAAACACCCGUCGGUUUAUCCACAUCUGAGCUAUCUUAUUUGAAAACGAACCAAAACCCUCUUCGCGUUUCCUCCCUGAAAAUUGAUUCGUCUUCUUUGUUGAACACAAAAUCGAACCUAGGGUUUUUACAAUUCUUCAUUCAUUUUCGUGGUCGGGCCUUGUAAUUCUCUGUCGAUUCCACAAGUUGUUCUCAACUAGCGGUCCCAGCAACUGGUCCAAUUCCCCAAGCAAUGGAUCAAUCCAGCAAUCAUGUUGUUGGAGUUGAUAAUACUUCUCGAAAAAAGUUCGACAGAGAAGAGAUUUUGCAGCGUGCUCGUGAACGCGAUGAAGAGGAGGCUGAUGGUCGGAAAUCAAAGUCAAAAGGACCUCCAGUGCAGAGGAAGCCCUUGAAACCAAGAGAUUAUCAAGUGGACCUCGAAUCUCGGUUAGGAAAGACUCAGGUGGUUACUCCAAUUGCACCAUUAAGUCAGCAGGCUGGAUACUAUUGCCCAGUAUGUGAAUGUGUAGUGAAGGAUUCUGCAAACUACUUGGACCAUAUCAACGGGAAGAAGCAUCAACGAGCUUUGGGUAUGUCUAUGCGGGUGGAGAGAUCCUCUCUAGAGCAGGUCCAACAACGAUUUGAAUCGCUUAAGAAGCGCAAAGAUCCAGGAAGCUUUACUGUGCAAGAUUUUGAUGAGCGAAUGUUGAAACAGCAGCAGGAAGAGGAAGAAAGGAAACGUUUACGUCGAGAAAAGAAGAAAGAGAAGAAGUGCUUACUCUAUCAAAGUUUUGUUGAUGGUUACUUUGAUGAUCUGUAUUGAUAUCCAGAAAGAGAAGGUCUCAGAAGAGGAACCUGAAAUAGACCCUGAUGUUGCAGCUAUGAUGGGAUUCGGAGGUUUCAAAACUUCAAAAAAGUGAUCGCCGUUGGCCAUGAAUCAAUUGCGAAGAUAGUUUAGUCUGGAGUAAUCUGCCAGAGGCUCGUAAUUUAGUUUGAAAAGGUCUAAAAUGUGAGAUAGAAAUUCCAUUUUGGUACACCAUAGUAGUUAGGCAGUUGAAUUUCGUCAAUCUCAUGUUUGAUAAGCUAGUCUCCAGAACUUUCUCAAUGAACUGAUUGUAACCAUGGCUUGGAGUGUAGCCUCUCCGAUUGUUCAUUGCUAAUUUAAGUCUCCAAAUCUUUCUGCAUCAUUGCUAGUUUGAAGAAUAUGGUCACGGUAUGAAAAUUUCUAAAAACUAGUAAUUUGAUGGGCAAUUGACGUUUUCUUCUU
This is a messenger RNA of Solanum lycopersicum (tomato), 1348 nucleotides long. RefSeq names its product zinc finger matrin-type protein 2. Gene Ontology annotation, cellular component: U4/U6 x U5 tri-snRNP complex; spliceosomal complex. Lineage: Eukaryota; Viridiplantae; Streptophyta; Magnoliopsida; Solanales; Solanaceae. Gene Ontology annotation, molecular function: zinc ion binding; nucleic acid binding. Gene Ontology annotation, biological process: mRNA splicing, via spliceosome. The record is from RefSeq and is a predicted model, not a curated record.